AUGUGUACCGGAAAAUGUUCCCGUUUCAUCGCCGUUACUCUGUACCCAUUAGCAGUCAUUUCUAUCAUCUGUAACAUAGUGUUGUUCUUUCCUGACGGGGAUAUCAAGUAUGCCAAAGAUGGACACAUUACUGAGGAGGUGAAGUACAUGGGGGGACUCGUUGGAGGGGGUAUAAUGGUGUUGCUCCCAGCACUUUACAUCCACCUGACUGGACAAGAGGGGUGCUGUGGGAAUCGCUGUGGGAUGUUCUUAUCAAUUGCCUUUGCUGCAGUGGGUGUGGCUGGUGCCCUGUACAGUUUCAUUGUGGCUGUGCUCGGUCUGAACAACGGGCCCCUCUGCAAAGUCCUCCUGAUUUGGACGACACCUUUUAAAAACAGUGACAGGAAUUACCUGACUGACGACACGUGGUGGGGAACAUGCACAGAGCCCAAGAACAUUGUGCAGUUCAACAUUGGAUUGUUUGCCACUCUGCUGGCUACGAGCAUCCUGCAGGUGAUUCUCUGUGCCAUCCAGAUGAUCAAUGGACUCUUUGGAUGUUUGUGUGGAACCUGCAGCAACAAAGGGGUAGUGUGAGUUCCUGACAGUUGAUUGGCGCCCUCUGCUGGUAGACUCGGAGUAGCGUUUCUCGUUGUAUCUGCAUAAACCGUUCGCUUGCUGUCUCUAUUUGGCAGAUUUUUGUAAUUUUUAUGUGUAUGUCGUAACACUUAACUCACUAUAGUAAGACACAGAAAUGUUUGCAUUAAGCAGAACAUGCAUUAUGUUUGUCAUUUUACCGUCAUAUCAGCCUUUUGGUUUGUUCUAUUUUCCAAUUAAACAUGAGGAGGAAGCCAGUAAAAUAAAACACAGGACACAGUUACUCUUCAGUGACUUUAAUGUGGGCUGUACGCUCAGUAUCCAGAUUGAUAUCUAUACAAAUGUUUCAGUGUCAUCUACAAUUGUUAGCUUUGCAAAAUAUCUACAAUUCUCAUUUAACAUUAAAGGAAUAUGACUGAGAA
This is a messenger RNA of Scatophagus argus, 995 nucleotides long. RefSeq names its product transmembrane 4 L six family member 21a (gene tm4sf21a). Bases 1 to 573 code for a protein of 190 amino acids. The transcript has 5 exons. The record is from RefSeq and is a predicted model, not a curated record. Gene Ontology annotation, cellular component: membrane. NCBI's taxonomy places the organism in Eukaryota, Metazoa, Chordata, Actinopteri, Scatophagidae.